Syngnathoides biaculeatus (alligator pipefish) is the source of this 1370-nucleotide messenger RNA. RefSeq names its product proteasome subunit alpha type-2. Gene Ontology annotation, biological process: ubiquitin-dependent protein catabolic process. Gene Ontology annotation, cellular component: proteasome core complex, alpha-subunit complex; proteasome core complex. The transcript is spliced from 8 exons. The record is from RefSeq and is a predicted model, not a curated record. Lineage: Eukaryota; Metazoa; Chordata; Actinopteri; Syngnathiformes; Syngnathidae. The coding region runs from base 177 to 881 and encodes 234 amino acids.
GAUUAGCUGGCAACAAGUUCAGGGUGUACCCGUUCCCUGCCCGUUGACAGCUGGGAUAGCCUCCUGGAUGGUUUUCAUGAUCAACUCGCAAUCCGUUGUGGGGAAACAUUUCUAGGUGGCAGUGUUGUCAAUAUUGUUUUGUUGGCCGACUCACAACAUAGAAGAAGAAAAGGAACAUGGCGGAACGCGGAUACAGUUUCUCUUUGACCACAUUUAGCCCUUCUGGUAAACUGGUACAGAUUGAAUAUGCACUAGCUGCUGUCGCUGCUGGAGCCCCUUCAGUCGGUAUUAAAGCUUCCAACGGAGUUGUCCUGGCAACAGAAAAGAAACAGAAGUCUAUUCUGUAUGAUGAGCAGAGUGUUCACAAAGUAGAGCCCAUCACCAAGCAUAUAGGCAUGGUGUACAGUGGCAUGGGGCCUGACUACAGGGUUUUGGUCCGACGAGCCAGGAAGUUGGCACAACAGUACUUCCUUGUAUACCAAGAACCAAUCCCCACUGGCCAGCUUGUACAGCGAGUGGCAUCUGUAAUGCAGGAAUACACACAGUCUGGCGGCGUGCGUCCAUUUGGGGUGUCAUUGUUGAUAGCUGGAUGGGAUGAAGACCAGCCCUACUUGUUCCAAUCAGAUCCCUCAGGGGCAUAUUUUGCAUGGAAAGCCACAGCGAUGGGAAAGAACUACGUUAACGGAAAAACAUUCCUUGAGAAAAGGUAUAACAAUGAUUUAGAAUUGGAAGAUGCCAUCCACACAGCCAUCCUGACAUUAAAGGAGAGUUUUGAAGGUCAGAUGACUGAGGAGAACAUCGAGGUUGGCAUCUGCAACGAGGCCGGCUUUAAGAGACUCACCCCGGCAGAAGUGAAAGACUACCUGGCAGCCAUUGCAUGAGCACUCAAUGCUCAUGUCAAUAUUUAGACACAAAAAUGUAGUAGCCAGCAACUGCAUAAAACAUAUUCCUCUAUAAAGUGACCUUUUAUGUCAUUUCUAAGAUGAUAAAAUGUUUUGGGGAUUUAUAUACUGACUAAAAGCUGUGUGCAAGUAAUAAUUAGGGUGUCCUCCUCAACUCAAAUUGCUAUAUGAUAACCCAUUGACAAUAAAAAGUUUUCUCAUACUACUUUUAUUCGCCUAAUUGGCAGUGUUAUGGGAUACACGUAAAAUGUGAUGGUUGGCUACUGCAUGCCUACUUAUGUGGUGAUCUCUUAAGUAAAACCUCUUCCACUGACAGCAGAUAUCCCUCGACUCAUAAGUCAACCGAAGUCGGCAUGAUCAAGAUGCUUGAUAUUAGCCCUCUUCAACAUAAGGUUGCGUGUCUAGCAGUUUUAAGAAAUGUCCCUCUUUUUUUUUUUUUUUCAUUUUUUUACUAGGAAGGAUUCCGUU